AGAUAAACAGAGAGAGAGCGGUACUAGACAGACAGUGAGAGAGAAACAGAGCGAGAGGUACUCUAGAGAGAGAUUGAACCAUCUGACAGUCAGACAAUGAAUGUCAGUGUGUAGUGGAGAGUGGUUCAUUCACAGUGUGGCACUGUGUGAAGCAGCUGUCUCUUUUUCUGCUCUGAUACUCUAAUAGGCCAAUAAGCGCAGUAAUGCAGAAGCUGUAGAGCGGAGAGAAGAGACACAAGCCUCUUAUGACUACAGUACAGGGAUGAUGCUUUGAGGACCAGACUGAGAAGUGCUCUGAGGAUUCAGGGUUUCAGACUGCAGAGUGUAGACCGAGAGAGAGCUGCUGUGCUGUACAUACCUGAGAUACUGCAGUUAAUCGCUGCACCUUUAUAACACAUUCAGCAUGGAUCUGGAUGAACUGUGUACUUACACAGAUGGCAUGGACAACAGCUCCCUAAAGUACCCAAAGACUGAGCAGACGGAGAAAAUGUGGAUGCGACUAAAGGGAAUGCAGAAGUACAAAAACACGUCUCAAAGAUUAAGAUGCCUGGUGAAGCAACUAGACAAGGGAGAAGUGAACGUGGUGGACCUGAGGAAGAAUAUAGAGUAUGCAGCCUCUGUUCUAGAGGCAGUCUAUAUUGAUGAAACCAGGCGUCUUCUGGACACUGAGGAUGAGCUCAGUGACAUCCAGACGGACUCUGUUCCAAUGGAGGUGCGGGAUUGGCUGGCCUCGACCUUCACCAGGAAGAUGGGCGUGGUCAGGAGACGACCCGAGGAGAAACCACGGUUCAAGAGCAUCGUGCAUGCCGUGCAGGCUGGCAUCUUUGUCGAGAGGAUGUACAGGCGGACAUCUAACAUGGCUGGAUUGACGUACCCUCCAGCUGCCAUCGCUGCUUUGAAGGAUGUAGAUAACUGGUCCUUUGAUGUGUUUGUCCUCCACGAGGCCAGCAGUGAACACGCAUUAAAGUUCCUGGUCUACGAACUGCUCACCCGAUAUGACCUGAUCAACCGCUUCAGGAUACCAGUGUCAUCUUUGGUGUCCUUUGUAGAGGCUCUAGAGUUGGGCUACAGCAAACACAGAAACCCCUACCAUAACCUGAUCCACGCUGCCGACGUCACACAGACAGCACACUAUCUGAUGCUUCACACUGGCAUCAUGCACUGGCUCACUGAACUGGACAUCCUGGCCAUGGUGUUUGCUGCAGCUAUCCAUGACUUUGAACACACUGGGACAACCAACAACUUUCACAUUCAGACCAGGUCAGAGGUGGCCAUCCUGUACAACGACCGGUCAGUCCUGGAGAACCACCAUGUUAGUGCUGCGUACAGACUUAUGCAAGAGGAUGAGAUGAACAUACUGGUCAACCUGUCAAAAGAUGACUGGCGAGAGCUGCGGACCCUGGUGAUUGAGAUGGUGAUGAGUACAGACAUGUCCUGCCAUUUCCAGCAGAUCAAAAGCAUGAGGAACGCCCUGCAGCAGCCUGAGGGAGUAGACAAGGCUAAAGCCCUAUCUCUGAUGCUGCAUGCAGCUGACAUCAGUCACCCAGCCAAGGCCUGGAAGCUGCACUACCGAUGGACACAGGCCCUGAUGGAGGAGUUCUUCCGACAGGGCGAUAAAGAGGUUGAGUUAGGGCUGCCAUUCUCUCCUCUGUGUGAUCGUAAAGCUACCAUGAUCGCACAGUCACAAAUAGGGUUCAUUGACUUCAUAGUGGAACCCACAUUCUCUGUGUUGGUGGACACGACCGAGAAGAUCAUUACCCCUCUAAUAGAGGAUACCUUAAAGUCACAUGAUACUGGCGUACGCAGGUCAAGUUUGACGGGUAGUGGGUCGGUGACGGUGGUAGAGUCAGUCCAGAAACAUAGUGGCCGAGGAUCCAGCCAGGGGGUUGACCAGGGGCUCACUACAGACUAUAGCCUGACUGGCAUCGACCUGAAACGGAUCAGACACACAUUGGCAGAGGUCAUCCAACACAACAAAGACCGAUGGAAGGAGCUCUCUGUACAAGAGUUGGCGAGUAAAGAGCGAGCUGAGUUGAACACUGACCCAGAGGAGAUGGAGGAGUCCCAGAUGAAAACAGAGGUUACAUUGACUCACACCAGCCCUGAGAGACACAGCCAGGAGCUCCAAUCAGAGCCCUUCAAUGAACUGAUGAACAACACAAACUCCAAUAACUCUUCCCAGGAGGACUCAGAGCUGGACCACCAUCCUCACAGUUCUCUGUCCCCGUGUGAGGAUAAAGAGACAACAUCACCUGGUUCCAUCACUCCUGAACGCCUACCAUGGAACGGAGCAGGCCCUGGGGCAGUCCUUGAGUCAGGGGAGGAGUCUCUUCAGAGCCCUUGAUUCUGAUAAGCGACCCAACAAUGCUGCCACUUCCUGAUUUUUAUUCUACUUUACCUUCAUGUAACGAGGCAAGUCAGUUAAGAACAAAUUAUUAUUUACAAUGAUGGCCUAUCCCGGCCAAACCCUAACGACACUGGGCCAAUUGUUUGCCGCCCCUGAUUCACCAUAUUUGUUUGUUAGCUUUUUUUAUUGUAAAUUUGUUCUGAUUGAUUUUAUUUCCAGUCUGUUAUUGUAUUGUUAUUUAUUAAAGAUGGGGAUCUUCUUGCUCCUCUUUGCACCACAA
This is a messenger RNA of Oncorhynchus mykiss (rainbow trout), 2627 nucleotides long. Its product is annotated as dual specificity calcium/calmodulin-dependent 3',5'-cyclic nucleotide phosphodiesterase 1A. Gene Ontology annotation, biological process: signal transduction. Lineage: Eukaryota; Metazoa; Chordata; Actinopteri; Salmoniformes; Salmonidae. The record is from RefSeq and is a predicted model, not a curated record. Gene Ontology annotation, molecular function: 3',5'-cyclic-nucleotide phosphodiesterase activity.